Messenger RNA from Peniophora sp. CBMAI 1063, 921 nucleotides. Lineage: Eukaryota; Fungi; Basidiomycota; Agaricomycetes; Russulales; Peniophoraceae. The record is from the annotation of a GenBank genome assembly.
AUGAGCGACAUUGAAGCGGGAGAGAUCGAGGGCACGCGCGCUGCUAACUCUGCGACGGAGAACGUCAAGUCGUUUCUUUCGGGCGGUUUCGGAGGAGUCGCUGCUGUACUUGUCGGUCACCCUUUUGACUUGACAAAAACGCGCUUGCAAACGGCUGCUCCGGGAACGUACAGGGGUGCCAUCGAUGUCGUGAAGCAGGCGGUCGCAAGAGACGGCGCAUUUGGUCUGUACCGCGGUGUUGUACCGCCAUUAUUGGGUGUCACACCUAUCUUCGCACUUUCUUUCUGGGCCUACGACGCGUCUAAGGCCGUUGUAUAUGCGUUAACACCUAACCGGAAAGAGGCUUCUUUGUCCUCGGCCGAGCUCGCAGCAGCAGGCUUCAUGUCCGCCGUUCCCACUACACUCGUCACUGCACCAGUAGAGCGCGCGAAAGUGCUAUUACAGGUGGACGGACAGGCCGGCAAGGCAAAGUACAAGGGCGUCUUUGAUGUCAUCGGCCACCUGUACCGCGAAGGCGGGAUCAAGAGCAUCUACCGCGGUUCAGUCGCCACAGUAGCACGCGACGGCCCUGGUAGUGCUGCGUACUUCGCCGCUUACGAAGUAACAAAGAAGUUCCUGACCCCUGCAGGCGCCUCCCCCAACGACUUGCACCUCGGCUCGAUCAUCAUGGCGGGUGGAACCGCAGGUGUAGCGAUGUGGGCCAUUGCCAUCCCUCCCGAUGUCUUGAAAAGUCGUCUGCAAUCGGCGCCGACGGGCACGUACUCGGGUAUCAUGGACUGUGCGAGGAAGACGAUUGCGGCGGACGGUGUUAAGGCGCUUUGGAAGGGCUUUGGACCGGCUAUGGCGAGGGCCUUCCCGGCUAAUGCUGCCACAUUCCUUGGCGUCGAGGCAUCGAGGAAGUUGUUGGAUGGGUUCUUCUAA